Messenger RNA from Mycena citricolor, 1464 nucleotides. Lineage: Eukaryota; Fungi; Basidiomycota; Agaricomycetes; Agaricales; Mycenaceae. The record is from the annotation of a GenBank genome assembly.
CUUAACUGCUGGAAGGCGCCAGGCUGCCAUUCAUCAACUCUUUUAUCUACAAAAGGAUGACAAUAUGAUCCUCAAGUCGAACCGCAGCGUGAAUUGUUCCCGAGUGGAUCGUCUCUCGAGGAGGAACCGAGGCAAGUGUCUGGAUAUGACUUGUCUUUGAGAGCUCAAGAACUGUUUAGACAGCGUGUGGCCAGGCCAUUCAUGGUGAUGCACUCCGCACUAGAUUGGCGUUUUACGGGGUGAUCGGGCUCCAUUUCUCGUCUCUUGUUGCUCUAUUCUACGUCUCGUGGUAGAUGCAGCACAUGGUGCAGGCAUCUGGACUCUGGACACCGCAUCUGCCACGGAGCGAGUAUACCAGCGGGAUCUCGAAGUUUUUGGCGCUUCGUCUUUGGGACCAACGAAUUUGCGUCGUCGGCUUGGCGGAAGAUGAGGCCAAAUCUCGCUAACUCAAUGUUGACAACCAAGUUUCAGGUCUCUUGCGACUGCAUGGUGAAUGUAUUCUCUCUCUAUCCGAUGUGCCUCGUUUCAGGCAGUAACAGGACGGACAUGACCUGCGCACAUCGACUCCCAUGUCCCAGAAUCACAGAGGACUAACUCACUCGAGAGAUUAUGUCCGCUCGCUGAACUGAGUGCGCGCCUCGUGGUUAACCCAAUACCUCGACCAGCUUCCAUUUCCAGCACACUGGGCAACUCACGACGAGGACCUCAAGAUGUACACCAGUGCACUGGGGUGCGUUUGAGGCUCUGGGUGAUCUGGCAGCUAUCGGAUGCCAGCAAUGCUUAGAACAUGCUGCCCUUGAGUCAAAAACAAUUGGGGAACUCCAUGGUUCAUCUGGCUACUGAUGCAUCUCGCUGCCAGUCAAGAGGGGCGAACAUCAGGUUUCUCCGAACCUUUGCCUGUGGAAUUCAAGAUCGGAUCGGAAAGAGAGGUUUCAAGCUGACUGUCCCAUCGCCAGCCUCACGGGGACUGCUGUUCGUUCAUACGAUCUUUGGACGACCGUUAAAAUACAAGGACGACACACCUGUCAGAUGUCAACUUCGUUCGGCUGACUCGCAGAAUGCAACUCCAUCUGUCCGCGCUCAUGGUCUUACUACAGGUUGGGAAGCGCGUCAAGCUCGACAUUUCGCAGACCGCCGGGUUCUCCCUCUGCAUCGAUUGUCGGAAAACAGCGGCUAGCGUUAUCAGUCCCCGAACACCCGUCUCUUUCUCUGCGGUUCUGACUGGCCACGGCAGCAUCAUUCUCAUUCACUGCUCGGUUCUCAUCAAAUGAAAUGGUCAACUCAGUCAGGUGAGACGCCAUUAUUGACUUAUGUAUCUCAGGGUUGCUGUUCGUCUCGGAAGGGUAUAUGGAUGGAUGGGACAAGAAGACUCUUCUCCGUCUCAGUGAAACCAAGGCGAGGUGCAGACUCCAGAGCCUUGACGUAGAAAUACACGUGACCUCAAUUGAUAUCAUUUAAUUUCCC